Molecule: messenger RNA, 1983 nt
Organism: Eucalyptus grandis
Lineage: Eukaryota; Viridiplantae; Streptophyta; Magnoliopsida; Myrtales; Myrtaceae
Exons: 7
Coding region: 311-1606 (431 amino acids)
Source: RefSeq, a predicted model, not a curated record
CGUUUCCCCACCAGCGUAAAACAAGACGCACGAUCAGCAGCGACUUGCACGAGAGAGAGGGAGAGGGAGAAAGAGCAGUCGGUUACGUUGGAUUUUUGUGGUGGCGCGGAGAGAGAGAGAGACCUUCCCGAUCCCACCGAAAAGUUGGCUUUUUUUAAGGAGGGGUGACGACGAGGAUCUGGUCUCACAGCGCAACCGCAAUACUGGCUUCUCAGCUCCACCUCCGCCUUCUGCGCUACCUAUAGCUCCUCCUCCUUAAAGGGUCUUGCUCAAAUCCUUCUGGGUUCGGCUGGACUCUCUCGCUCGAGCCAUGGAAAGUUUUGGUGGCUUCCACUCUCUCCGGCGAAGAAAGACGAGGCCUUUGGUCGUCACCUUCUGCGCCCUCUGGAGCUUCGCUCUCGUCUCCGUAGCUUGCGCUGCUGCUGCUUCUUCGAGCUCGAGCUGGAGCUCGAAGCAGAAGCUCCAAGUUCAGAAGCACUUGAGGCGUCUCAACAAACCCGCCAUCAAGAGCAUCGAGAGUCCGGAUGGGGACGUAAUAGACUGCGUCCAUAUCUCCGAGCAGCCAGCGUUUGAUCACCCUUUCAUGAAAGACCACAAAAUUCAGACGAGACCUAACUAUCACCCAGAAGGGCUGUAUGAUGAGAACAAGGUGUCCACAGCAGGGGAGGGAAGGAGAAACAAAGUGACUCAGCUCUGGCACUUGAGUGGUAAAUGCCCAGAGAACACCAUACCCAUUAGGAGAACGAAGAAGGAUGAUGUUCUCAGAGCAAGCUCAGUCAGAAAAUAUGGAAGAAAGAAGCACAGAACUAUACCUCAGCCUAAGUCUGCUGAUCCUGAUCUUGUCAACCAAGGAGGCCAUCAGCAUGCAAUAGCUUAUGUCAAUGGGGGCAAGUACUAUGGAGCCAAAGCGACCAUAAAUGUGUGGGAACCGAAGAUACAGCGACCCAACGAGUUUAGCUUGUCUCAGCUGUGGAUUUUGGGAGGCUCUUUCGGCGAAGACCUCAACAGCAUUGAAGCUGGUUGGCAGGUCAGUCCAGAACUUUAUGGUGAUAACAACACACGGCUCUUUUCUUACUGGACUAGUGAUGCAUAUCAAGCGACGGGUUGUUACAACCUCCUGUGUUCGGGAUUCAUUCAAAUCAACAACGAGAUAGCGAUGGGGGCCAGCAUAUCGCCGGUCUCCGCUUACCGUAAUGCACAGUAUGAUGUCAGUAUACUCGUCUGGAAGGAUCCGAAUGAAGGGCACUGGUGGAUGCAAUUCGGGGACGACUAUGUUCUGGGCUACUGGCCCUCAUUCCUGUUCUCGUACUUGGGAGACAGCGCAUCGAUGGUCGAGUGGGGAGGCGAGGUCGUGAACACGGAACCUAGCGGCGAACACACAUCAACCCAAAUGGGAAGCGGCCAUUUCCCUGAAGAAGGGUUCGGGAAGGCGAGUUACUUCAGGAACCUUCAGAUCGUCGAUGGCUCCAACAAUCUCAGGGCCCCGAAAGCAAUUGGCACCUUCACGGAGCGAUCCGGUUGCUACGAUGUCCAGACAGGCAGUAACGCAGAUUGGGGCCAUUACUUUUACUAUGGAGGCCCUGGUAGAAACCCAAAAUGCGCAUGAUCCAUACCUUCUCUCUCUCUCUCUCUCUCCGUAGUCCAUGGUAUGAAAUAUAAAAUGCAUCCCCUCCAUGCCACCUGUCCUUAAAAUCAGUGGUCAGGCUAGUAACUAAGUAACCUUUUUGUUCAGUGUGAAGUUUUUGACUUUCUUUUGAGUUUAGAGUUAAGUGCUUGUAGACCUGACCAAGUCUGUCAAAAGCCUGAAAAAUAAAAAAUAGGCCUUUGAUCAUCUCUCUCUCUUUAAUCUGUGGAUCUUAUGUCUCUUCGUUUGAGUAGUUAUUGAGUGGCUUGUUGCUGUAUGGACUGGCCUUCUGUUUUCAGUCAUUUUCCCCCUACAACUGUAAUAUAAAGUGCUGGUGCAGAAUUAGAUAUCAUCUUCGU